Nomia melanderi (Alkali bee) is the source of this 1537-nucleotide messenger RNA. RefSeq names its product polycomb group ring finger 3-like lethal (3) 73Ah (gene l(3)73Ah). NCBI's taxonomy places the organism in Eukaryota, Metazoa, Arthropoda, Insecta, Hymenoptera, Halictidae. The record is from RefSeq and is a predicted model, not a curated record.
GUUGACUAACCAAAGACCGAUGGCGCUCGGAUCAGUUCGUUUUGUUGUCAUCAGCCACAUUUACACUAAGUUGUUUUUACCAGGUUUUUAGUGGUACCUUUAAUUUCCUAUUCCUCCAUUUAGCCCCGAUUCAGUCACAGAAGAUGAGAAGGAUGAUGCGGACCGUUCACAAAAAAUUUCCAAACGAAUAGCACGAGUGACAGUUGCCGUUGCUGGCUACUCACGACAUUUCAGGUAGCGACAGUUAUUAAAUGGUGAUUAUCAGUGCCAUGGAGAGGAGAAUCAAAUUGAAAACAUUGAACAGUCACAUAACAUGCAAGAUAUGCAGGGGCUACUUGAUAGAUGCCACCACUGUCACAGAGUGUUUACACACGUUUUGCAAAAGUUGCUUGGUAAAACAUUUAGAGGAGAAGCACACUUGUCCGGCAUGCCAAAUAGUGAUACAUCAGUCGCAUCCACUUCAGUACAUAAGCUUCGACAGAACUAUGCAAGACAUCGUCUACAAAUUAGUUCCUGACCUUCAAGAGAAUGAAAUUAAAAGGGAAAGGGAAUUUUAUAGAGCAAGGGGUUUACCCUGUCCGAAAGAUGUGCUACCCAAUGCUGCAGAUGUAGAAGAAGAGAAAGCAACCACAGACGCACAUGCAGAAUCAGACUAUCAUCGUGCAGAUGAACAGGUCAAUGUUUGUUUGGAAUGUAUAAAUACAAGUUUAAAGACACUAAAACGAAGAUUCAUCAGGUGUUCUGCCCAAGCAACUAUUACACAUUUGAAAAAGUUUAUUGCCAAGAAAGUUCUUAACGGGAUGGAUAAAUAUCGGGAUAUUGAUAUUUUGUGCAAUGAUGAACUGUUAGGUAAGGACCAUACAUUAAAAUUCGUUUACGUGACGAGAUGGAGGUUCCGGGACCCACCUCUAAGGCUACAAUAUAGACCACGAAUAGACAUCUAAGACUAAUAUUUCUGUGUUCGAUAAAAAUCACAAAGAAUCUGUACCUACUUUAUACGUUUCCUAGUUCUAUUCGUGUAUCGACCAUCGGUAGUACUUAUUUCUGUGUUCUCGCACAGCUGGAACUUGAGAUUGAAUUUUCAAACGCGGAAGACCGUUUCUUGCGACAGAGAAAGGACGAAAGGAAAAUGGCUUUAGACUUACACCUUUCUACCUUAUCACUUUAAAGCAGAAUUACCAAUAGUCAUUUAGCACAACGUAUUUGUAAAAAUAGGGAAUCCCGUCAGUAUACACACUUAAUUAUAUCCUCCUUUGUUCUAUUCGAGUAAGCUAGUGGUUCGAAUCGUUUGCGUGUUGUCACAAAGUGAGUUACAUUAACUCGACUCUUUAUCGUUGAUUCGGUACGUUACGUUUUACUCGAGCAUAGGGUUUUCUUUUUGUGUAAUUGUAGUAGCGUAAGUAGAUCAAGCACGGAACGCGACACUCCGCGGCGAUGCGAGGGAAAGAAAGUCGCGUCUGUUGAACUCCGCGGUUGUCGCGGGACGGUGUGCGUUGUCUCAACGGACGUUUUCGGUUCGCAACGUUACGUCACGUUG